Molecule: messenger RNA, 1781 nt
Organism: Fukomys damarensis (Damara mole-rat)
Lineage: Eukaryota; Metazoa; Chordata; Mammalia; Rodentia; Bathyergidae
Gene: Gtsf1
Product: gametocyte specific factor 1
Exons: 9
Coding region: 189-692 (167 amino acids)
Source: RefSeq, a predicted model, not a curated record
CGUCACAGGAAGUGGGAGGCGCCACCUGCUGGCGCCAGAGACCGGAAGUGAGCGUUGCCCGGGCGUGGCUGUGCGGUGAAGGGCUGUGAGGUGAGCGUGGCGCCGCUGAGGUAGGAAAGGGCCCCGAGUCCCGGCUUGGCUCCUCCAAACAAUUCACCUCACUUGAAAUCAGCUCCUUCGUUUUCAGCAUGGAAGACACUUACAUUGACUCCUUGGACCCUGAAAAGCUAUUGCAGUGCCCCUAUGAUAAAAACCACCAGAUCAGGGCCUGCAGGUUUCCUUAUCAUCUUAUCAAGUGCAGAAAGAAUCAUCCUGAUAUUGCAAACAGAUUGGCUACUUGUCCCUUCAAUGCUCGCCACCGGGUUCCUCGGGCUGAAAUCAGUCACCAUAUCUCGAGCUGUGAGGACAAGAGUUGCAUUGAGCAGGACGUGGUCAACCAGACCAGGAACCUUGGACAAGAGACUCUGACUGAGAGCACAUGGCAGUGUCCCCCUUGCGAUGAAGAUUGGGACAAAGAUUUGUGGGAACAAAGUACUACUCCAUUUGUCUGGGGCACAGCAAGCUUCUGUGAUGACAACAGUCCUGCUAGCAACAUAGUUAUGGAGCAUAAGAGCAACCUGGCUUCAGGCUUGCGAGUUCCCAAGUCUCUGCCAUAUGUUCUGCCAUGGAAAAACAAUGGAAAUGCACAGUAACUGAAUAUCUUUCUCAAAUGCCAGACCCUGGAAGACUCUUGCUUCUUUCUGCUACCUAAGAGUUCUUUUUUUUUUUCCUCCUUAUCUAAUUAGAGAAUGAUAAAAAUUGUCUGGCUUUCAAACUGACAAGUGCCUUUUUUUUUCCCCUCCACUCUGAGUCCUCACUAAUUUGAUACAAGAGCCCUUAUACUCAGAAGAACAUCUUCUGAAUACUCUGUUUUUUGUUCAGAAUCCUCAGGACAUCUUGCUGCCUGAAUAUUUCCAACAUAGUUUAGAUUUUGUUUUAUUUAUCUCCCUACAUUCCAGCUAGAAAAUUUACUAGCUUUCAAACUAGGCGUAGACUUUGUAGGGAUAAAGAUUGGAAUGAAGAGGAGGAACAAAUGUACACAAACAGAAGAGAGAUGAGCUUUCCACCUGUGUGUGAAAUCUGAUUAAACUUCAAAGUUUAAAUAUAUGAGGGCAUUGGUGUCUGCCCCUGGGACAUGUCUAACAGUUUAGAUUGCUGAACACUGAAGGCUCUGACUACCCUAGCACUAUCCCUUUCAAGGAGACUUCAUAAUCUCCCCAGACCAACUUUUGUGGGAAUUUGUUGUUGUGUUUUUUUUGUUGUUGUUGUGUUUUUAUCCUCUGGUGCUAGGGAUUAAACCCAGGGCUUUGUACAUAUUAAGCACAUUGCUAUUCCAUUAAGCUCCACCUCUAACCUUUCAAGACCAUUUUUGGUUGUUUUGUUUUCAGCUUUGCUUUGGUUUGGUUUUAAAACUCUGUAUAGCAUGGGAAAAGAUUUGGGAUCUGGCAUAGAUAGGGACUUGGAUAAAGUAUACUGACAAAUACCCUCUCUAGUGUUGUUUGCAGGUGACAGAUAAGAAAGGGGAAUGGGCUUCUGAAGAAUGUCUCUUUCCAGGAGUUUUACACAAAACAAGAUACUGUCCAGAGCGGUCUUGUUUAUUUAGUUCCAAACUCUAAAAACAGUGCCAAGAUAAGGUCCAAUACAAUAUUCUCUCUUUUUGUAGCUGUGUGGUCUUAUGCAAAUCACUAGACUGUUUCUUAUGUAGAGGGGUCAUAUACUGGGGGGAAAAUAAACACUAUAUG